AGCUUUAGGUCCGGUCACCGGUGUGCAUUGGCUACUGAAUCUUGAACAUUGCGCGCUUGGUUGUCCCCGAUAGAGCACGCGACUGCCGCGGUUUACGUAACCUCGGCCAAGUGCAAGUCGUAUUUAUUGAUUCGUAUAAACUAUUGUCAAUGUGCCAUUGGUCCCGGUUGGACAUUCGUGAAUAUCCUAGUUCCCCUGACGCAGUAUCAGUUCAGAAUGUUUUGUGAUCGUUAAUUAGGAAAUCAUACAAUUUUUCAAGAUGACCACAAAAGUUUUUCGAAAUCUGCCGGUAGUGUUUGUAUCCUUACUUACAGUCAUAGGAGGAUCUCAAGACGGCACGCGAGUGAAGCGUCUGCGAGCUGGCAGUGCGGCGGUGCAGGAGCCGCCGCAAGCGCUGGACGCGCCCGAACCAGAGCCCAACACUGCGCCUGCGCCGAUUGCUUUCAUACACCCAUCUGUCAAGGAAUAUCUCGAACUUGGGAUGGCUAUACCGGGUAAACCGGGCACAGACUACCCAAUACUAGGAGCGGUUCCAUACACCAACUUCUAUUGUGAUGAGCAGCCUUAUCCGGGCUUCUUUGCUGACAUGGAGACCCGUUGCCAAGCAUGGCACUACUGCGAUAUAGAUGGUCGCCAAGCUUCCUUCCUGUGCCCCAACGGCACGAUAUUCUCCCAGGGAGUGGCGUCCUGCGACUGGUGGUUCAACGUGCGCUGCGCGUUGUCGCCCGCGCUCUACCCUCUGAACGCGCGGCUGUACCGGUGGAGGAGGAAGAAGCAAAGCAGACCACAACCGCACAGGGUCAUAGAUAAGAAACUGGUUGAUGAAAUAUUUUUGUAAAAUUCUCCUCGAGGGAUCUUUUUCUCGAUUCUUGUCUUGUUAAAAUCUGAAUACUUAUUAAGGUGCAUCCAAACAAGGUGAAUUCACGAUUUAACUGCGUACUUGGAGAGACCGUGGAAAAUCAGGCGUUGAUUUUUUCAUAUAAAAAUCACUAGUUUGCGACUAUACAGCGUGUUAUUUCUCAAACAAGAUAUUUGGGCAAAACAGGUUGUAGUCGCAAACAGGCGAAAUGUAUUCCAAAAUUAUCCAUGCUCAGGAAAGAUAGAAGUGCUGGAUUAUAAACAAUUACUAUCCUGCAUCUCCUACGGUUUCCAGGGAAAUAUUGUUAUAAAUGGAAAUCCAUCCAGACUUCAAGCCGCAAAAACUUAUAAAAUAAAACUUUUGAAGGGAGUAUUGCAGAGCAGAUUCAAUAACUUAGUGAUGGGAUAGGAAAUGAAGAAAAUGAUAGUAGAUUCUGGGAACUCUUUAUCUUUCCGGGUUAACAAAUUACGGGAACUUUUUGGUUUUCCGAGAUAAAAUGUAGCCUAUGUCCGGGCUGUAAGCUAACUCUGAACCAAAUUUCAUCAAAAUCGGUUAAACUGUUAGGCCGGGAAAAGCUAGCAGACAGACGGAUACAUUUCGCGUUAUAAUAUUAGUAUGGAAGUAUGGAUAUAGCGAGUUUUUCAAAACUUAUGCACUAUACGUGAAUCCGAUCCGUAAAUCUGUCUUUGAAUGGAACGGUCAAGUUGUGAAGUUUGCCACUCCAUACAAGAUUUACGGCAAGCGCCAUAUUUCACGCGGUUUACUUUAAAUUAUACACACUAUUGUGUCCUGAAGUCAUGAAUUUUGAUUUAGGUUGAUACUCUUCUAUGAGCCAUAAUAUAAUGUAUAUUGUUGUUGUUAAGACAGUCAAUAUUAUGUUUUUUUUUGUAAAUAUAAAAGAAAUACUUGUUUAGAGUUAGAAUAGCAAUUGUAUGUUAACUAAUAAAGUGAUGCGAAAUAAUG
Maniola jurtina (meadow brown) is the source of this 1822-nucleotide messenger RNA. RefSeq lists its product as uncharacterized. The transcript has 4 exons. Gene Ontology annotation, cellular component: extracellular region. The record is from RefSeq and is a predicted model, not a curated record. Gene Ontology annotation, molecular function: chitin binding. Lineage: Eukaryota; Metazoa; Arthropoda; Insecta; Lepidoptera; Nymphalidae. The coding region runs from base 260 to 838 and encodes 192 amino acids.